AGUUGGAGGAAGCGACGGCUGCGGCGAGCGGAUCGGAGAAGUGGAGUGCGGAUCGGGGAACAACCGGCGCGUCGGAGCCGGGUCAGAGGCGCGUGGGAGCCGUGCGUGCAGGAGGCCGCCGCUGCAGCCUGGGCCCCGCAGAGGAAGGAAGCCGGCCGGCCGGCGGGGGAGGUGAAGCUUGCAUGUGGAGUACAACAGGAAAACCAGACGACAGAUGGACAGCGUGACAAGAGUGUCAGAAAGGAUUGGGCCUCGCUGCGAGAGUCAGUCUGGAGUCCAAGUGUUGACAAGUUGCUGAAAAAGAAGCCAGUGGGAGGACUGUGGGCUGCAGCCGAAGUGGAGCCCUGUCUUCAGUCGUACCAUUGAUGGAGGACAGAUGGACAGCCGAAUGGCCAGUCCCUGCUCCUCUUAAACCUUUGGAGAGUUGUCCUUUGUCCUCUGCUGGACACGUAUUAGGAAUCUUACCAUACUCUCCGAAUUCACUUUCCAUAAAAACAUAAAAUAGACUCCAGUGUGUAACCAGACUCAUCUGUUCCAUGGUCACAGACCUGCAAACAUGAGUGCUGAGGGGUACCAGUACAGAGCGCUCUAUGAUUACAAAAAGGAACGUGAAGAAGACAUUGACCUGCACUUGGGUGACAUAUUGACUGUGAAUAAGGGGUCCUUAGUAGCUCUUGGAUUCAGUGAUGGUCAGGAAGCCAGGCCUGAAGAAAUUGGCUGGUUAAAUGGUUAUAAUGAAACCACAGGGGAGAGGGGGGACUUCCCAGGAACUUACGUAGAAUAUAUUGGAAGGAAAAAAAUCUCACCUCCCACACCAAAGCCCCGGCCACCUCGACCCCUUCCCGUUGCACCAAGUUCUUCAAAAACUGAAGCAGACAGUGAGCAACAAGCUUUGACUCUUCCGGAUCUUGCAGAGCAGUUUGCCCCUCCUGACAUUGCUCCACCUCUUCUUAUCAAGCUAGUGGAAGCCAUUGAAAGGAAAGGUCUGGAAUGUUCAACUCUUUACAGAACACAGAGCUCCAGCAGCCCAGCAGAAUUAAGACAGCUUCUUGAUUGUGACGCCGCCUCCAUGGACUUGGAAAUGAUCGAUGUGCAAGUUUUAGCAGACGCUUUCAAACGCUAUCUCCUGGACUUACCAAAUCCCAUCAUUCCAGGAGCUGUUUACAAUGAAAUGAUUUCUUUAGCCCCAGAAGCACAAAGCCCCGAAGACUAUAGCCAACUGUUGAAGAAGCUCAUUAGAUCGCCUAACAUACCUCAUCAGUAUUGGCUUACGUUUCAGUAUUUGCUAAAACAUUUCUUCAAGCUCUCUCAAACCUCCAGCAAAAAUCUUUUAAAUGCAAGAGUACUCUCUGAACUUUUCAGCCCUUUGCUUUUCAGAUUCCCAGCAGCCAGCUCUGAGAAUCCUGAACACCUCAUAAAAGUUACAGAAAUUUUAAUCUCAACUGAAUGGAAUGAACGACAGCCUGCACCAGCACUGCCCCCGAAGCCACCAAAACCCACCACCGUAGCCAACAACGGUGUGAGUAACAGUAUGUCCUUACAAGAUGCGGAAUGGUACUGGGGAGAUAUCUCGAGGGAAGAAGUGAAUGAAAAACUUCGAGAUACAGCUGAUGGUACCUUUUUGGUACGAGACGCAUCUACUAAAAUGCAUGGUGAUUAUACUCUUACGCUAAGGAAAGGAGGAAAUAACAAAUUAAUCAAAAUAUUUCACCGAGAUGGGAAAUAUGGCUUCUCUGACCCGUUAACCUUCAACUCUGUGGUUGAACUAAUAAACCACUACCGGAAUGAAUCUCUAGCUCAGUAUAAUCCCAAACUGGAUGUGAAAUUACUUUAUCCAGUAUCCAAAUACCAACAGGAUCAAGUUGUCAAAGAAGAUAAUAUUGAAGCUGUAGGAAAAAAAUUACAUGAAUAUAAUACUCAAUUUCAAGAAAAAAGUCGGGAAUACGAUAGAUUAUAUGAAGAUUAUACCCGUACUUCCCAGGAAAUCCAAAUGAAAAGAACAGCUAUUGAAGCAUUUAAUGAAACCAUAAAAAUAUUUGAAGAACAGUGCCAAAGCCAGGAGCGGUACAGCAAAGAAUACAUAGAAAAGUUUAAACGUGAAGGCAAUGAGAAAGAAAUUCAAAGGAUUAUGCAUAAUUAUGAAAAGCUAAAGUCUCGAAUCAGUGAAAUCGUUGACAGUAGAAGAAGAUUGGAGGAAGACUUGAAGAAGCAGGCAGCAGAGUAUCGGGAGAUUGACAAACGCAUGAACAGCAUUAAACCUGACCUCAUUCAGCUGAGAAAGACAAGAGACCAGUAUUUGAUGUGGUUGACUCAGAAAGGUGUUCGGCAGAAGAAGCUGAAUGAGUGGCUGGGCAACGAGAACACUGAAGACCAAUACUCGCUGCUGGAAGAUGACGAGGACUUGCCCCACCACGACGAGAAGACGUGGAACGUUGGAAGCAGCAACCGCAACAAGGCUGAAAACCUUCUCCGAGGGAAGCGCGACGGCACCUUCCUGGUCCGGGAGAGCAGUAAACAGGGCUGCUUCGCCUGCUCCGUAGUGGUGGACGGGGAAGUAAAGCAUUGUGUCAUCAACAAAACGGCGACUGGCUACGGCUUUGCUGAGCCCUACAAUUUGUACAGCUCCCUGAAAGAACUGGUGCUACAUUACCAACACACCUCCCUCGUGCAGCACAACGACUCUCUCAAUGUCACACUAGCCUACCCGGUAUAUGCGCAGCAGAGGCGAUGAGGCACUUGCCGUCUGAUCCUUCUCCUCAAGUUCAGCCACCCUGAGGCCUCUGAGAAGCGCAGGGCUCCUCUCCAGCCUGACCUGUGAAUUGAGCUGCCGAAGCAAAGCCCUCUGACUUCAGAUGGGACUCCAGCUUUCGAAAAAAAGUAGUAGAGGAGACAUGCAGCCUCGCACUGUGCGAUGACCACACAUUUCUUAUCCGGAGUGCUUAUCCUUUCUCUCUCUUUUUUUUUUUCUGGUUUAAUUUAAAGCCACACCACCACACAACACAAAGAGAAAAAGAAAUGCAAAAAUCUCUGUGCGCAGGGACAAAGAGGCCUUUAACCAUGGUGCUUGUUAAUGCUUUCUGAAGCUUUACCAGCUCAAAGUUGGGACUUUGUAGACUGGAGGGUGGACGGGCUGAAGAGCCCUGGCCCAGGGACACUCGGGCCGGCCUGGGUGUUGCUGUGCACAGUGGACUCAGACAAAUCGCACUGUGGAUUAUUUCCUUUUCUAACAAAUGAACGAUAUGUAGCAGAAAGGCCCUUCGGCUCACGAGGGGCACUCACAGGAGAACGUCAGCUCACGUACGUUCGGAGGAAAGUCUGUUGUACCAAGGUGUCAGAAAGUAUUUGGUUCAAACUUUUAGAGGAAAAAAAACAACCGGCCCCACUAACAGAAAAAUGGAGCUUGGAAAACAGGACUGAAAAUGACAUUCAGUAUAUAAAAUAUGUACAUAAUAUUGGAUGACUAACUAUCAAAUAGAUGGAUUUGUAUCAAUACCAAAUAGCUUCUGUUUUGCUGAAGGCUAAAUUCACAGCUCUAUGCAAUUCUUAAUUUUCAUAAAGUUAUUCUCAGUUUUAAAUAUCAUUUCAGAAUAAGCUUCCCCCGCUCCAGUUUUUGUUGCUUAAAAAUAUUGUCCCUGAUUUUUUUUUUGUUAAUAUUCAUUUUGUUAUUUUUUUUUUUAAGAAAUGUACAGAAUGCCAGUUUAAAAAAAAAUGGCUUCAGAAUUAAAACUAUGAAAUAUUUUACAGUUUUCCUUGUACAGAGUACUUGGCUGUUGGCCCAAGGUUAAAAAGUUCAUAACAGAUUUUUUGGACUAAAUGUUUUGUUGGGCAGUGCCUGAUAAGCUUCAAAGCUGCUUUAUUCAAUAAAAAAAAGAAAGCUAUAUGAAUAUGACAAAGUAUUGCUGAGUUCAACAAUGUUGUUUCAAGACUCAUAAAAUACGGUACCUGGAAAUGUUUGUUUCAUAAAGAAUUGUGAACUUCUUGAAUCUAGGGAGGGGGGACGUGGCAAAGGGCUGUACAGGUGGGGUGGAGGGAGGGGCAGCAAGACUGUAUGCACUUUCUCAUGAUUACAGAGACGUGAGUAACUGCAAAGUUAAGUUGCUUAUACUUCAGGCUUUUCCCACUUUGCUAGUUAUUAUAUAUUAAUAAUUACAAACCUACUGGAACUCUAACACAGUGCAGCUGGUCAGAUAUUUCAGUUCUUAGGAAGUUAGGCUCCCGGAACAGUGUUCCCCUUCGUUUGGAACACUGAUUUGAAGGUAUAAUUGCUACAUUUAGAAAAUGUGUCUCAUUUUAACUUUAGACUACCCAUUAUAACCAAUAUUCAUUUUAGAAAAAAUGUGAGUUGAAUAUUUUUAUCUGGAUAUUUGUUAUUUUCCUAGCUUUCCAUUUAAUUUAGAUCAUAAAGCACAUAGACAUGAUCAUAACUGUUACUGCUCUGGGCUGUGUAGAGCUCGUUAAAGUCAUGGCCAUUGCAGGAAUCAUAACAGCUGCCCUUCUGUUCAUCCGAAUAAUUGUAUGUGUACACUUCACUGUGGGGAAAAGGGGUUUUAGAGCAUUCUUUCCAAUUUAGGGCAAGAGUGAGGUCUUACUCCCUGAUUUCCAUGUGGAAAGUGUGUUUGUUGGAAGGAAUAAAGAAUCAUUAUAAUCAUGGUCAUUACCCUAGGAGAUUAAAAUGGAAUCUUACAAUUUCAGUUUUCCUUUCUCAACAUUAGAUUUCAUUUCUCUUCCUUUAGAAUUCUAGGGUGAGGGUUUUUUUUUUAAUAUUACUCCUUUUAAAUUUCUUUUGCAAGAAUCAGCUUAGCAGCUGACUUAACUAGAGAAUGUAUUUUUUUCCCUCAUUACAUGAAGCUACUCAUAUCUAGAGCAAUAGUCUUAUAGCCAGACUGUCAGCCCUCAGAUUUGACUGUACUGAUCUGACCAUCUCCCUCUCAUCUCCAAACAAUUGAUGAUUUCCAUGGUUUUUGUCUGCGAACAUCUGCUUUGGAACUAUCCUUCCACACCACUAAGUAUAACAAUUAGUUAUUAAAUAGUUUAUAUAAACUAGGGUUGGUUUGGGAUUUUUUUUUUUUUGGUAGCACAUCUGUGUAUACUAUUAAGUAUUUAAUUACUAAACUAUACAAUCUGAGAUGGAAUGUUUCAUUGAAAGCUAAUUAAACAUUUUUGCUCCACUCUUCACAAAAUGACAUAUUUAGGCACUUGUCUUAUUUUUGCAUCUUAGAAGCAUAAAUGCAAUUGAUUUUUUUUUUAAACAGGAAAGGCAGAAUUCAUCUUUCCAUAUCACAGUAAGUUCCAAGAUACCUCUGAUGUCACGCCUCUGCCAAUGCCUUUUUGUGUGUAGCAUGCCCACAUUUGCCCUAGAUGUUUGACCAGCAGAGCUCCGUGGGUUCAGUCAUCUAACAUCAUUGUCUGAGUGGCUCACAAGUAUGAAUGGAUACAGCAGAGGCAUUCCUAAAUACAUGCUUUUGUCCAUGCAUUGAUAUUCCCCACCCAGUGUAGCAUCCUAAAGAUAAAAACCAGAAGCUAAGCGUGCUGCAGAGAGACUGUGAUAGGGCUGUAUAAGUGGGAGCUGAUACCACACACGAGAGAAAAAGUCAUAACCAGGUGAAAAGGCAAAAAGCACGUGUUGGCAACAUCUGACUUCACAGCCCUUGAUAUAUGUAUAUAUGUAUAUGUGCAUGGACUGUGUUUCCAGUACACCUUUUCAGCCAAAACAGAUCCACAGUCCUUGAGUUCAAGUACAUAACAAGCAUAUGUCUAGAACUAUUCUCGUAUAUGUGUAUGGGUUGUGUUUCUUUGAAGUUGCUUUGUUUUGUCUUAUAAAGGUGAAAAUUGCUUGCAAGUGAAGUGAGAAGUUCAUAAUUCUUUGGCUUUUUUUGUUUUUAAAAGUACUUUUGAGGAGCUGGUCUGGAUGACUCGCUUAACUUGGAAAUCCUCGUUUUCGGUGUGCUGAGUCAAAAUGUGUUUAUGUGAGCUGUCACUGUGGGGAACCAAUUGCUUUGUCAUAUAUAGCUGGUUAUAAACGUAAUGUGUUUGGGAAGUCCUACUGAUAUUCCUUACUGGGAGAAAAAUUCUGCUGGUUUUAACAACUGCUUUUGCUAUGCAUGGGAUCCAAGUAGUUGGAAAGCAGACCCUGAAACUUGAGUUCAGGGUCAUUUUGAGAAAGGGGCAGUUUAAAGCACAAUGCCUCACAUGGGACAAAGUUUCAAAAUGCCAAAUUCUUAUUUCUUCAAAAUCUAGUUAUAUAAAAUACUAGUAUUAUGAAUAGGGAGGGAACAGAAUUGGGCUCACUGAAAACACUAUCCAACUUAACAUUAAACUUGUCACCAUGAGAUAGCAUUAGCUGCCCAGGAUGCUGCUAUUUAAAAAAAAAAAGGGCGGGGGGCAAAACAAAAAAAAAACAUUUAUAUAUGUGUAUUUUUUAAAGCUACAAUCUGUUCAAUGUUUUUACAAAUCUGUUUAUAUGACAUUGUUAAAAUAAAGUUGGUCUUUUGACGAGA
Molecule: messenger RNA, 6497 nt
Organism: Manis pentadactyla (Chinese pangolin)
Lineage: Eukaryota; Metazoa; Chordata; Mammalia; Pholidota; Manidae
Gene: PIK3R1
Product: phosphoinositide-3-kinase regulatory subunit 1
Exons: 16
Coding region: 557-2731 (724 amino acids)
Biological process (GO): insulin receptor signaling pathway; phosphatidylinositol phosphate biosynthetic process
Cellular component (GO): phosphatidylinositol 3-kinase complex
Molecular function (GO): 1-phosphatidylinositol-3-kinase regulator activity; protein binding
Source: RefSeq, a predicted model, not a curated record